AAUGUUAUUCUACUGGUCUGCAUUUGCUCUGAUGGUUUUAGAGAAAAGAAUAACGGAGUCGAGGCAAUUCAUCAGUAGACCACAAGCUAUUCAGGGGUGUGACUACAGUCACUGGGGUCUAUAUAUUGAGAUGUUUGGUCCGGUGGUACUGGCUUUAUGUGAAUGAGAGACAAGCUGCCCAGUAAAAAGUCAACACAGUAGGACAGUGCGCUUCCUCACUUGGACACUCUAUGCUCACAGACGCCACAAUGGAUUCCCGUUUUCGCGCACUUUGCAUGACUUUUGUUCUGGCAUCGUUCACCCGGAGGUCAGGUGCGGUCGGACCGGUUAUCAGAUGCGAGCCAUGUGAAGCUGGAGCGCGGCUUUUGUGCAAACCUUUACCCAAGGACUGCGCUGAGAAAGUCCGCGAACCGGGCUGCGGCUGCUGCAUGACUUGCGCUCUGAGCUUCGGCCAGCCGUGCGGCGUGUACACCGGGAGAUGUGGCUCCGGACUGAGUUGUCAGCAUCAGCCCGGUGAGACGAAACCUCUGCAGGCUCUGCUGGAGGGACGGGGUAUUUGUGCAAACGCUACAAACAAACGAUUUAACGCCAGACCAACACCUCCAGUCAAUGAACUGCCAGAGAAUAUUGAGCCUCAGGACGAGGAGCGGAAUUCCACCGGCUCAGGCCAUCGGACCUUUUCCAGCACCUACAGACCCAUGUUGGGACCCGUGAGACCUCCUCUUCACCCCUUUUUCCCCUCUGCCAAGUCGGAGGUCCUUGGACGGGAGCAGCAGAAGAAAACCCAGAGCUUUAAAAUGGAGGAGCUUCCAGGACCACUUAUCACAGACCAACAAAACUUCUCUCUGGAGACAAAACAGGAGCCUGAGUAUGGUCCCUGUCGGAGAGAGAUUGAGAGCAUUCUCAGCAACCUCAAGAUUGCAGAUAUUCUCAACCCCAGAGGUUUUCGCAUACCAAACUGUGACAAGAAGGGCUUCUAUAAGAAAAAACAGUGUUGUCCAUCCAAAGGCAGAAAGCGAGGCUUCUGUUGGUCUGUGGACAAAUACGGGCAUCCUCUGCCAGGUUUUCAUGGGAAGGAGCGAGGCGACGCCCAGUACUAUAACUCCGAGAGCCAAUAGGAGCAGGACCAAGAUGGAGGGAAGGUGGGAGUGAGAGCAAGAAGAAUUGUAAACAAAUGGAGACACUGAGGAUAUUGGGAGAGAGGUCAAAAGAUGGCUCAGCCGAUAUGUGGAUGUUUGCUUUCUCUAUCUGUUGCCUGUGGGACCUUCUUCAGAGGCAGAGCAUAAGGAACAGAGGAAGAGUACUGGGGGGG
Etheostoma cragini (Arkansas darter) is the source of this 1312-nucleotide messenger RNA. RefSeq names its product insulin-like growth factor-binding protein 3. The record is from RefSeq and is a predicted model, not a curated record. Gene Ontology annotation, cellular component: extracellular region. The transcript is spliced from 4 exons. Lineage: Eukaryota; Metazoa; Chordata; Actinopteri; Perciformes; Percidae. Gene Ontology annotation, molecular function: insulin-like growth factor II binding; insulin-like growth factor I binding; fibronectin binding. Bases 231 to 1118 code for a protein of 295 amino acids. Gene Ontology annotation, biological process: regulation of insulin-like growth factor receptor signaling pathway.